AUGGCCUUUAAGUUUGUCGUUAUGGCUGCUCUGGUGGCGUACGCCCGCGCCGGUAUCAUCAGCCAAGCACCUCUGGCCUACGCGGCACCAGCCUACGCAGCAGCACCAGCAUACGCAGCUGCACCAGCAUACGCGGCUGCACCAGCAUACGCAGCUGCACCAGCAUACGCGGCUGCACCAGCUUACGCACCAGCUCCAGCUCUUGCCUACAAGGCUUACGCAGCCCCACCUGCCUACGCUGCCGCCCCCAUCGCCUACAAGUCCUACGCUGCCACCCCCAUCGCCAGUGCCGUCGUUGCCAAGACCGUGGACAACGAGUACGACCCCAACCCCCAGUACAGCUACAGCUACGACGUCCAUGACACACUCACCGGUGACGCCAAGAGCCAGUCGGAGACCCGCAACGGGGACAGCGUCCAGGGCAGUUACUCGCUCAUCGAGGCCGAUGGCACCCGCCGCAUCGUCGAGUACACCGCCGAUCCCCACAAUGGCUUCAACGCCGUCGUGCACAAGGAGCCCGCCGCCGUUGCCGUCAAGGCCGCCGUUCCCGUCGUCGCCAAGGCCGCCUUCGCCGCUCCGGCCUACGCUGCCCCUCUGGCCUACAAGGCUCACUCAUCACACCUCAACUUAUGUAACUUCACAAUGCAUCAAGGUCAUCGUCACGAAUCAUUGAAAUUAGUGAUAUGGUGGCCUUAG
This is a messenger RNA of Copidosoma floridanum, 696 nucleotides long. Its product is annotated as cuticle protein-like. Gene Ontology annotation, cellular component: extracellular matrix. The record is from RefSeq and is a predicted model, not a curated record. Lineage: Eukaryota; Metazoa; Arthropoda; Insecta; Hymenoptera; Encyrtidae.